Messenger RNA from Mixia osmundae IAM 14324, 1375 nucleotides. RefSeq lists its product as uncharacterized. The record is from RefSeq and is a predicted model, not a curated record. NCBI's taxonomy places the organism in Eukaryota, Fungi, Basidiomycota, Mixiomycetes, Mixiales, Mixiaceae. Gene Ontology annotation, molecular function: protein-lysine-acetyltransferase activity. The coding region runs from base 175 to 1089 and encodes 304 amino acids. Gene Ontology annotation, biological process: mitotic sister chromatid cohesion. Gene Ontology annotation, cellular component: nucleus; chromatin. The transcript has 2 exons.
AAUGUCCAGUCUGUGCAAGCUGAGCUGGCGUCGCUGAUCGGCCAGCGAUGUGUCAGUCCCUAUGGUUCGUGAAGAUGAAGCGCCACUCGCACUGGCCGCUGCUGGCCUUUGCCUUUGCACGCGACGCGUCUCUUCAACAAUCGCGCUGCCGGCACCUCGAACUUUGGAUCGUCGAUGAAGGCUCCCACGGCCACUCAGUGCAAUACGCUCGACCGCUGGGUCAUGCAACAACACAGCCUCGCAAAUCCAUCGGAGACUCGUCCUCUUGGUGCCAUGAAGCAGAGAAACGCUGCAAGACGCAGGGACCCUCCAAAUGACUCGUCACAGCAGCUCUUGCUUUCUCUCGGCACGCAAUCGGGCCGAGAACUAUCGACGCACGGCGACCUUAUCAAUGAGCAAGCGAAAGACACGGUCUUGACGAUCAGGUGUACCUCUUGCGGUCUUCUAUACGCACGCGCAUCCUCGCAAGAAAAGGCCCUGCACCAGCGAUACUGCAGCCAAUCGAAUCUGCAUAGUCCAGCGCCAGGUAGCUGUAGGCUCUUCGUCAGCCGGUCAAUCAUCCGCACUGUACUCUGGUCCUCAUUGGUAGGCGAUAAGAUCGUCGAGAUCGAUCUGACGGGUCAUUUCCCACGCGCUGAAACUGAAGAGCUUGAAGCGAUAUUAUCGCGCGUCGACAUGGAGCUAGGUUCACCUCGCUGCGAUCUGACGAGCUAUGCUCAGUCUCACGGCAAAAUGUACGCCUAUCUGAUACCGACACGCCAGUCAGGCCCGUUGGAGCUUGCCGCUGCUAUCACGACCACGAGGAUCAAGUCCUCUGAGAUUGCACGCAUCAGUGGCUCCGAGAGCUCAGACAUUAUCAUCACUUCGGACCGCCCAGAUCCCACCUCUCGCAUCGGCAUUCAGCGCAUGGUCGCAAUGUCGCAUCAUCGUCGCAAAGGACAUGUCACACGGCUCAUUGACUUGGCUUGCAAGACCGCGAUACCCUACUGCCCGCAAGCGCGCACCGACCUUGCAUUCAGUCAGCCAACGCGUCAAGGAGCAGCUUUCAUUCUGGCUUAUCUGAAAGCCACAGAACUCCGGCUCUGCUAGCGAGAUAGAGGCUCGAUGCAUCUACGCUUUCGCUUUGCCCUUCCCCUUGCCCUUUGGCCGUGCUUGGCUCGCCGCAGGAUCGGCAUGGCCAUUGAGCUGCUCGGGUUCCGGGCCUUUGCCACUAAAGCGUCCUUGAAUGGUGCGGUAGUGAGCCAUCUCUGCCUUGGAAACGCUCGGCACGAGCUCAGCUAGAGCAUUUUCGAAGUCGCCUUGAGAGACCAGAACCUCGAUCUCGCUCGGUUUUGCCAUCUCCGAGAGGUAGUAUUGAGGCAUGAUUGGCGUCGUC